CCAAAAUCUGGCCAUAAACUGGCCCCAAAACUGGCCAUAAACAAAAUCUCUGCAGCACUGUGACAUGUUCAUGAUGGCCAUAACGCCCACGCUGGAAGGUUGUGCGUUUACCGGAAUGAGGGCAAGGAAUACUUGGCCCGCCCAGGGUGGAAAACCACUUAAAGGCGUUCUUAAACCACAAACAAUAACAUGAGCGAUCUGUGCCUUAAGGACAUGCUUCUGCUGCAGAUAACUAGCCCAACCCAUCCCUUUAUUUCGGCCCAUCCCUUUGUUUCCCAUAAGGGAUACUUUUAGUUAAUCUAAUAUCUAUAGAAACAAUGCUAAUGACUGGCUGGCUUGCUGUUAAUAAAUACGUGGGUAAAUCUCUUUUCGAGGCUUUCAGCUCUGAAGACUGUGAGACCCUUGAUUUCCCACUUCACACCUCUAUAUUUCUGUGUGUGUGUCUUUAAUUCCUCUAGCGCCGCUGGGUUAGGGUCUCCCCGACCAAGCUGGUCUUGGCAGCUAAUAAUGGUAUCCAGAUCAAUACUGGUUUGCAGACUGCACUGUGAGUAGCACUGAUUUAUAAUUCAACACCCAUUCCCACUGGCCUUUCCAGAAAGAUUGAUAAUGAUCUUACCAGUAGAAAUGCUUGAAUAACAAGGUAUCAGCAUAAUAUUGAGACCCUGGGAACCAUUCCCACCAAUGCAGGUUACUGCAUACAUUAACAGGACUUUAUCGUUCCCCUGUCUUCCAAAAAUUUCUUGCCCAGGAAGAUAAAAAGCUGUGAAUAACUUUCUUGUUCUUUUCAAGAACUCCCCACCAAAUCUCAUUGAAAUGAACAUAAACCCAUUAGAUUUUUCAAUAGAUAGCAUUAAAAAGGGUAUUUACUCUCCAAGACUCUUGGAAAGCUUUGCCUAGGGUCUACCAGUCCUUAUCUAUUAUAUCAUGAUCCUUAGUCAAACUUAAUCAAGCACCAUCCCACUGGAAGGCCUGUCUUCAUCAAGAUUCCAAAACCUUAUAAAUAUCCCUUCCCCUACUCCAAGAUGCUACUGAGACUCUGCCAAGGCAGGGCUCUCCUUAUCAUGGUGUACAAAAAAUUCAGCUUUGCCUUCUUCCACAGCUUAUUUUGCUGAUAUUUUCUGGGAGCUAGCAUUCAACAAUCAAGACUUUACUCCUCCUUUUAGCCUUGCUCAGUGGUUUUCCAAGUUUAAUGAACGUAACAAUUACUGAGGAGUAUUAUAUAUGCAAAAGCAUGCAUGGGCAAUUGAAGGAAUCUCCAUGGGUAAUUUUGAUUAUGCCGCAUUUAGGACUAAGCCUUGCAUACAGAUAUUAGCAAUUUUUGAAAGAAUAAAGAACCACAGACUGUUAGAGCUGAAAGUAGCCCUAAAUGGCAAGACAUCAGGGUGUGAAUCAGCUAUUAAUACAUCGAAAUCACCUGAUGUAGUCUGUUUAAAAAACACCUAUCCCUUGGUUUCACCUGAGAUCGACUGAAUCAGAAUUUCUGGAGAUGGGGCCUGUGAAUGCAACAAACUUCUAAGGGACUGUGAUGCACGAUGGAGUUUGAGAACCACUGUUCUGUACCAACCAUUUCAUUUUGUAGAUGAGGAAAUGGAGACUCAGAAAGGGGAGUAAACCUUUCCAAGAUCACACCGCUAUUGAGCUACGUGUCUCUUAAUUCCCUGACAAGAGCUCUCGGGGCUGGAGAUACGCUUUUGGAGAUGUCCUAUAUCUGAUAUCCCGAACAAAAAUGAUUAAUGAUGUAAUCAAAACACACUUAUAUUUUGGCUUCUCACCAUCCCUUUAAGAUUUAUUGUCUAGGAGGAGUUGUAGUAAUCUUCCCAGGCUAGCGGACAUCAUGACUUUUCUGCUGUUAAGAGGCACCAACUAAAGCAGAAUUUUUUUUUUUUUAAAAAGGUAAAAUUAAGACUCUUAAGAAAAGAUAAAAUGAACCUAUACGGUGUUGAGAAUCUGCUGACUAUCUUGUUUGUUAAAUUUUAGUUCUACUCAGAAACUGUUGCUUGUCACUUUAUUUAGUUUAAGGAAAGGUGGAUGGGUUAAUAAAAGGCUGAGUAACAUCUCCUGGGAAGAAGCACAGCUGGCCCUGGCAGGAAGUGCAAGCGGGGUCUGGCCAAAGAUUCAAGGUCCAAGCAGCUACUCCCCACGGUUUCCAUUACUCAGAUCACGUGGCUUCUUGAGCACACUUCUUUGCUCCAUUCUUUGGUUUCCCUACUCCUCAGCAUGCACGUGGCUAGAAACAGCCACCCUAGUUUUGACUGCGAAUGAUCAUCAGUCAGGAGCACAACUUCUGACAACAGUCUCUCCAGCUUAGUGCAGUCUUAACUGGGGCUAGCUGAUCGGCUGCUCUUCAGUAAAGCAGUAUCGCCCUUUGGAUUAGGUGUUCACCCAGGUUCAAUCAGCUGUAGCCUAGAAGGAAGGGGCCACAAGGAGGAAACACAGUUGCCAAGGUGCUGCGAGUCUGUGUGUGAGAGACAGACAGAGGGACAAAGAGCCUGAGUGAGAACUUGAGAUGGGCAAGCUCAAUAACACGUGCCUUUUAAUCAUUUCCAGUAUGAGUCCUUCAAACACUGUGCUUUGCGUGACUCCCCUGUUAUCUCAAAUGAGUCUGGUUGUCACUCUCUUGCUUUUAUUUAGGCAGGAUAAAUUUUGCGGGAAGUCCUGUAGGAGCUCAUGGUUGUGCUUUUCCCAUUCAUGUUUCCACUACCAUGUGGGAUCUUCCUUUGUGUAAGCUGCUAGAAACACGGAUGUCUUACAAGAAUAAGAAGCCUCGGCUUUACCCGUGUCCACUCCAAGCUUCUCAGUCUUGGAUGGGAGUAGAGACGAGGAGGUUGACGGUCAUGGAUAGGUUCAGGAGUGAUUGGUUCUGCCCACUUUGGUGGGGCCUGGACACAUUUUGGUUCACUGCAAUAAUUUCUUCCAGGAGCUGCAGUCUUGUGGGCGCAAGACGUGGGCCUGAUAACCCCACAGGCAGUAGUGCUGGGGCAGAGCGAGCUCACCAGCCGCCGGCUGGAAGACCCCGGGAGAGUAGCAGGGUUGGGUUGGUUCUCAGAUGUGUUUUGCGCCAGGCUGUGUGGUGGGGGCACAGCCUGGGUAAAUGAAGCUUUCCGGCUCGACCGCUCCCAACCUGGGCACACACGGCCUCCUGUCCUGCAAGGGGCAGUUUUGGGGCAUCCUCCCUGCUUGGGGCAACACAGGGGCGCAAGGCGCGGCCCCGGGAGCGCAGCUCCUUCCAGGGCAGAGGGCGGCGCGAGGGAGGGAGCGAGGGAGGGAGCGAGGGAAGGGAAAGGCGAGCGUGAGCUGCCUCAAAUGCUUGGAAUAAUUCCGCUUCCGUUUGGAAAGCCGCAGCCUCAGUCCCGCCGCCGCCCGCUGCGUCCGCCCAGCGCCAGCUCCGCGUCCCGACCAGCCCGCGGCAGCCUGCGCCGCGCCAUGGCCACCUCCCCGCAGAAGUCGCCUUCUGUCCCCAAGUCUCCCACUCCCAAGUCGCCCCCGUCCCGCAAGAAAGAUGAUUCCUUCUUGGGGAAACUCGGAGGGACCCUGGCCCGGAGGAAGAAAGCCAAGGAGGUGUCCGAGCUGCAGGAGGAGGGAAUGAACGCCAUCAACCUGCCCCUCAGCCCAAUUCCCUUUGAGCUGGACCCUGAGGACACGAUGCUGGAGGAGAAUGAGGUGCGAACAAUGGUGGAUCCAAACUCACGCAGUGACCCCAAGCUUCAAGAACUGAUGAAGGUAUUAAUUGACUGGAUUAAUGAUGUGUUGGUUGGAGAAAGAAUCAUUGUGAAAGACCUAGCUGAAGAUUUAUAUGAUGGACAAGUCCUGCAGAAGCUUUUCGAGAAACUGGAGAGUGAGAAGCUAAAUGUGGCUGAGGUCACCCAGUCAGAGAUUGCUCAGAAGCAAAAACUGCAGACUGUCCUGGAGAAGAUCAAUGAAACCCUGAAACUUCCUCCCAGGAGCAUCAAGUGGAAUGUGGAUUCUGUUCAUGCCAAGAGCCUGGUGGCCAUCUUACACCUGCUCGUUGCUCUGUCUCAGUAUUUCCGGGCACCAAUUCGACUCCCAGACCAUGUUUCCAUCCAAGUGGUUGUGGUCCAGAAACGAGAAGGAAUCCUCCAGUCUCGGCAAAUCCAAGAGGAAAUAACUGGUAACACAGAGGCUCUUUCCGGGAGGCAUGAACGUGAUGCCUUUGACACCUUGUUCGACCAUGCCCCAGACAAGCUGAAUGUGGUGAAAAAGACACUCAUCACUUUUGUGAACAAGCACCUGAAUAAACUGAACCUGGAGGUCACAGAACUGGAAACCCAGUUUGCAGAUGGGGUGUACCUGGUGCUGCUCAUGGGGCUCCUGGAGGGCUACUUUGUGCCCCUGCACAGCUUCUUCCUGACCCCGGACAGCUUUGAACAGAAGGUCUUGAAUGUCUCCUUUGCCUUUGAGCUCAUGCAAGAUGGAGGGUUGGAAAAGCCAAAACCGCGGCCAGAAGACAUAGUCAACUGUGACCUGAAAUCUACACUACGAGUGUUGUACAACCUCUUCACCAAGUACCGCAACGUGGAGUGAGGGGCUGCCCUGGGCCCCCCACUGCCCAAGAGUUCUUGCUGUUGGCAUACUGGACCCUCCUCCGAACUGCCUUACCCUGCUUAUUCCUGUCUCUUGCACUGUGCUCUCCCACAAGUCCAGCUGCAACCCAGAGAUAGUGGAAACUGAAAUUAGGAAGAAAUCAUCAAUAACUCAGUGGGCUGACCCAUCCCUCCCAGGCACUGGGGACCAACCUAGCAAUGAAGAUUGGGAAGGUUGUUCCCAUCCUGGUGCCAGGUCCAGAUUUCCCUCCAUGAUUUGGGAACCAGCUUAGGCAAAAAAGUCCCCAGAAGAUGAAAAUAAAGAUCCUAGUUACCAUUCAAAGGAUGCUAACUGUGUGUCAGGCCCCACACUAAGUGCUCUGCUCUGAUAUACUCAAGGCCAUUAAUCUUCAGGACUCCCAUUGAAGUAGGUGUUUCAUUCCCCUUUUACAGAUGAGGAAACUAAGGCUUGGAGGUUAAAUGACUUGCCAGAAGUUGGAAUUUUUUUCCUCUUUGAACAUAACCUCUCCCUUCUCCCUAAAGGUAACCACUAUUCUGAGUCCAAUCAUCAAGGUUUUGCUUUUCUUUUUAGCUAAGUAUGCAUUCCUCAAUAGUAGACAGUACAACAUGUUUAUAACAAGCCAAUUACAUUAUGUUCUUUGCAUGUUCUAAAGUUGUGUAUGUGUGUGCACAUCUGAGCACGUGCACAUGUACACCUGAGCCAAAAACACGAGAACCCACUGAUCUCACCACUGGGGCAAGCUAGGUCAGAGCUUAGUGAUUCACACUGAAAUUGGCAAAUUGGAUUUAACCCAAUUAAUAGUGUGUGUGUGGCAGGAGUCAUGUCCCUCACAUCCUUUGUACAAAUGAAAAUUACUCUUAAUUCCUUCAGAUUUAUAAUAACUCUGUACUUUGGUUUCAGGGUGACAUUUGGGAAGGAUUUUGUUUAGAAUUAAUGGAGUGGCACAUUUUGCAGCCUUUUUGCUUGAUUGCAUGUAAUGGAAAUGCCCUAUAUUUUCCUGCAAAAUAAGUACUAAAUUCAUUAUCGUUAAGCAAAUGUACAAUAUGCUCAGGCACCGCAGAGAGCUAGGCAUGGGCCCAUGUGAGCAUCACUUUGGAAGUAGGGCUCUUCAACAGGGACCCUUGAACUUUAAAGAAAGGAACUUCUUUUUGCCUUCUAAUUGAUCAUUUAGACUAUUCUGGCUAAGUCUGCCCACAUGUAAUUACCGGCUAAUUCAAGCGAGGAAAAAUGUAAGUCAUUUAGACCAAAGCCAAGCAGUUUCUUUGCGUGGGUUACUCAAGGGCUUGUGGUUACUUGUAUCUCCUCUAUGUGAACUUGACUUUGAAAGACAGAGCUCUAGUGUGCCAGCCUGCUAGGUCCUGUAAGAAUAGGGAAGGGCAGAGGGGGGUAGGCAGUGACUAGGGGACGAGAAGCAUGGGGAAAAUAUUUGCACUCUAAACAUAUAGAGAUAGAGGUGGGGCUUGUGGUACUUAACACUUGUAGCCAUCAACUGACUGAGACCUUGGGCUAAAUAAUCAAUUGUGCUGAUAUUACAUCUCGUUAUGGAAUGUUCCUAAAUAUGCCAGGUAGACACCAGUCCAAGUACCCUCCUCCAGAAGUCUGUGACUACCUUGUCACUACUUUAGGCCCAUUCCACAAAGCCCAUCUCUGGUUUGAGAAAUUCGUUUUGAUCUGUGUCUACACCACCCAAAGUUAGGCCUCCUAUAGUGUCCAAAACAUUCCUUUCAGCCUUUUUAUUUCUUACUGUACUAUCUCUUACUGUACUAUCUAUCUGCAGUAAUUGAGGACCCAUAAAAUUUAGAUAACUACAUGUCUUUGCUCUUAGAAUUGUCACUCAGCAUAAUGAGCAUUUAACAUACAAAGGCAAUGUACUGUUUUGUGUUGAUCUAUGUAAAAGAAUACAAUUCUUUUUUACAUAAUUAGUGAAAUUUUAUUUUUUAUUAGGAAACACUAAAUAGUGUAAUAUUUCUUUUGCUUUUAAAAAAAUUCCUGGUAGCAAAUCAAGAUAAAUAAUUGCUUCAUUUUUUUGAGCAAUACUGAAGCAGGAUGAAGUAAGAGGAAUGCAUUCAUUUAAACAUGCUUUGCUUUAUGAAUUUUGUCUCUUUUUUGGUCUUUUUUUCUUAUAUUCAAGUUACAAAUGUACACGUGUCCUUACUAAGAGUGCUCCUUUUGUAUUUUACAUCUAUACAGUAUGAAAAUACAUUGGAACACUAGGAAAGUUUUUAAAUAACAGUUCUAAUUUAUCAGAAAA
This is a messenger RNA of Gorilla gorilla gorilla (western lowland gorilla), 6814 nucleotides long. RefSeq names its product parvin alpha (gene PARVA). The coding region runs from base 3304 to 4542 and encodes 412 amino acids. Gene Ontology annotation, molecular function: actin binding. Gene Ontology annotation, cellular component: focal adhesion; actin cytoskeleton; cytoplasm. The record is from RefSeq and is a predicted model, not a curated record. NCBI's taxonomy places the organism in Eukaryota, Metazoa, Chordata, Mammalia, Primates, Hominidae. The transcript is spliced from 13 exons. Gene Ontology annotation, biological process: substrate adhesion-dependent cell spreading; actin cytoskeleton organization; establishment or maintenance of cell polarity regulating cell shape.